AUGGCAUUACAAGCUCGAAUGAGACGGUGGAUGAGUGACGGACUCACAUCGGAGAUCAAUUUGGAACCACAUGAACGUCCUGUCGAAGUUUGGCUGCAGGACGAAGUCACAUUCUACGCAAAUGACAGGCGUCAUUCCGGAUGGUAUCAUCUCAAUGCAGGUUCCGAUCCUCGUCCAAAGGGGGAAGGGAUAUCAAUCAUGAUCUCCAAUUUCAUUUCCGCAGAUCGAGGAUGGUGCAGAUCACGAGAUGGGAAAGAGAGUGCAAGAGUUGUCUUUCGAGCAGGGAAGUCGCUAGACGGAUGGUACACAAGUGAAGACAUGCUGAAACAGGUGACGAAGGUCAUGGACAUCCUGGAAAACAAUUAUCCAGAGUCAGAUCACGUUCUCGUGUUUGAUAACGCAUCCACGCACCUGAAACGAGCAGAUGAUGCCCUAUCUGCAUGGAAGACACCCAAGGGAAUCCGGGAAUGGGGAGUUGAGACGACGCUAUUGGGAGAAGACGGAAAACCAGUCCAUGGGCGGGAUGGGAAAGUUCUAAAAACGAAGGUGCCGAUGCAAGACGGGCGAUUCGCAGACGGACGACCACAGCCGCUUUAUUUCCCACCCGGCCAUGAGCAUGUGGGAAAGUUUCAAAGGCAUGGCGGAGAUUCUGUGGGAGAGAGGGUACAAUGUUUCGAAGCUGAAGGCCCAGUGCACCAAGUUCAGGUGCCCAGAGGGGGCCACUCAAUGUUGUUGUCGAAGAAUCCUCUUCAAUGA
This is a messenger RNA of Suillus clintonianus, 756 nucleotides long. RefSeq lists its product as uncharacterized. The record is from RefSeq and is a predicted model, not a curated record. The transcript has a single exon. Gene Ontology annotation, molecular function: nucleic acid binding. Lineage: Eukaryota; Fungi; Basidiomycota; Agaricomycetes; Boletales; Suillaceae. Bases 1 to 756 code for a protein of 251 amino acids.